Messenger RNA from Zingiber officinale, 914 nucleotides. RefSeq names its product syntaxin-132-like. Gene Ontology annotation, cellular component: endomembrane system; SNARE complex; plasma membrane. The coding region runs from base 1 to 912 and encodes 303 amino acids. The transcript is spliced from 13 exons. The record is from RefSeq and is a predicted model, not a curated record. Gene Ontology annotation, biological process: exocytosis; vesicle fusion; intracellular protein transport. Lineage: Eukaryota; Viridiplantae; Streptophyta; Magnoliopsida; Zingiberales; Zingiberaceae. Gene Ontology annotation, molecular function: SNAP receptor activity; SNARE binding.
AUGAAUAAUCUUCUGACGGAAUCAUUUGGAAGGGUAAGCGGUUGUUACCCCGGCGAGGGAGACAUCGAAUCAAGAGGGGUUUCACCCGAAGCCAAGGACAUGGAAGGGUUCUUCAAACAUGUUGGGGAAAUAGAGCAAGAGACUGAGAAAAUAAAUGAAUACUUCCUCAAGCUACAGUCUACAAACAAGGAGUCCCAGCUUGUAACAAAGGCAUCAGACAUGAAAGGCAUCAAAAAACAGAUGGAGAAGGAUGUGGAUGAAGUUAAGAAAAUCACUUUGAAGAUCAAAGCAAUGCUAGAGCAACUCGACAGAGAAAACUUAAGCAAUAGGCAGAAACCGGGGUGCGAAAAAGGGACCGCUAUCGAUCGGUCUAGGAUAGGAAUGACUGUGGCUCUUAAAAAGAAGCUGAAAGAGAGAAUGACACAGUUUCAGACUUUGAGACAAACCAUCCAAGAUGAGCACCGGGAGGUAGUCGAAAGAAGAGUAUUCACAGUGACAGGGGAAAGGCCUGAUGAGGAAACGGUCGAACAAUUGAUCGAAACGGGAAGAAGUGAACAGAUAUUCGAGAAGGCAAUCCACAAUUGCGGCCGCGGACAAGUAGUGGAUACACUGGCAGAGAUACAAGAGAGGCGCGACACCAUGCUCGAGUUAGAGCAAAAGCUUAUCAAUCUACAACAAAUGUUCUUGGACAUGGCAGUGUUGGUAGAUGCCCAGGGAGAUCUACUCAAUAACAUUGAGACACAGGUCACCAAAUCAGUGUCUCAUGUGGAGAAGGCGAGGGAAACUCUACAAGAAGCCAAGAAGCUACAGAAGAACACAAGGAAGUACAUGUGCAUUGCCAUCAUCAUCCUGAUUAUUGUUAUUUUAAUUGCAAUUGGGGGAGUAAUGACGGGAGCAAGUAAAUCUGCUUAAAA